AUGUCGGGCAAAUCGGAUCGUAAAAACAAAUGGGCGGCGGUGCGAGGCCGGCUCGGGUCGUCCCAGGACUCGGACGGUCAGCAGGAGGCCAACCUGGAGAGCGCCGACCCCGAGCUGUGCAUCCGCCUGCUGCAAGUGCCCACCGUGGUCAACUACUCCGGGCUCAAGCGGCGUCUGGAGGGCAGCGACCAGACAUGGAUGGUGCAGUUUUUGGAGCUGAGUGGCCUGGACCUGCUGCUGGAGGCCCUGGACCGGCUGUCGGGACGGAGCUGUUCCAGGAUCGCGGACGCCCUCCUGCAGCUCACCUGUGUCAGCUGCGUGCGGGCCGUCAUGAACUCCUCGGCGGGGAUCCACUUCAUCAUCGAGAACGAAGGCUACAUCCGCAAGCUGUCUCAAGCCUUGGAUACGUCCAACACGAUGGUGAAGAAGCAAGUGUUUGAGCUGCUGGCCGCGCUCAGCAUGUUCUCAGCGGAUGGACAUCGUCUGGCUCUGGAUGCUCUCGAUCAUUACAAGGGCGUGAAGGUGCAGCAGUACAGGUUCAGUAUGAUCAUGAAUGAGCUGCAGGGCACAGAUAACGUCCCCUACAUGGUCACUCUGCUCAGUGUCAUCAACGCCAUCAUCUUUGGCACCGAUGACCUACGGCAAAGAGACCGGAUGAGAAAGGAAUUUAUUGGCCUUCAACUGCUUGAUAUUCUCCCCAAAUUAAGGGAGCAGGAGGAUGAUGAUUUGAUGAUUCAAUGUGAGGCCUUUGAGGAGGCUAUGGCUGAAGAUGAAGACGAGCUGCUGAGGGUGUACGGGGGGAUCGACAUGAGCAACCACCUGGAGGUCUUCACCACUCUCUUCAACAAAGUUAGCAGUUCUCCAGCCUCACUUCAGCUCCUGUCCAUUCUGCAAGCCUUGCUGCUGCUGGGACCAGACCGCACCGAUAUUUGGGUCGCAGUGGAAGCCAUCAUCAACAGAGCUCUGCUGGUGGCUCAAGACUCUCAGAUGGGCUCCUGCGACACCAUCCUGCAGCGGUUGACGUCCUCCAAAGGGAAAAGUUACCAGGGACAGCACGAGUUGGACGGACUGGUCGACAAGGCUGACAAAGCUGUGCAAACGGAUGUCCCGGAUGGCAAUGGCGUGUUGGACAAAAUUCAGAAAUCUCCUCAGAGACCAUCAUGUGCCUCUCAUCCACCUCCACCUCCUCCACCUUUGCCCAACAGCUGCCCUCCUCCUCCUCCCCCGCUGCCAGGGUUGACCAGUGCCCCUCCACCUCCUCCUCCUCUCCCUCCCUGUGCUCCUGGGUUGCCUCCACCACCGCCGCCUUUACCUGGAAUGGCCCCGCCACCGCCUCCACCUCCUCCUCCGUUACUCGGCAUGGCACCCCCGCCCCCCCCUCCCCCUGGUAUGGACAUGAUCGUGGCCCAGAGCGCGCAGAGCCUGGGCCGCAGCGCCUCGCUCCGGACGCACCGAUGUCCCACUCUGAGGAUGAAGAAGCUCAACUGGCAGAAACUCAGGACUGUCACUGACGGGCACUCCAUGUGGACGUCGGUUCAGAAGGACCCUCCUCCGCGAGAGCCUGACUACAGCAGCAUCGAGCAGCUGUUCUGUCUCCCGGUGACCGAGCCCAAAGACAAGGGGGCAGCUGCUCCUGUCAAGAAGGAGCCUAAAGAGAUCACGUUUAUUGAUCCAAAGAAAAACUUGAAUUUGAAUAUUUUCCUCAAGCAGUUCAAAUGCUCAAACGAGGACUUUGUUGCCAUGGUGCAGAGUGGCGAUCGAUCCAGAUUUGAUGUCGAGGUGCUAAAACAGCUCUUAAAACUGCUGCCAGAAAAGCAUGAGAUUGAGAAUUUGAAGUCAUUCCAAGGGGAAAAGGAAAAGCUUGCCAACGUGGAUCGCUUCUACAACUCGCUCCUUACAGUUCCGUGUUAUCAGCUGAGGAUUGAGUGCAUGCUGUUGUGCGAGGAGACUGCAUCAGUGUUGGACAUUCUCAGGCCUAAAGUCAAACUGGUGGAGGCGGCUUGUCAGGCUCUCCAAAAAAGCAUCCACUUGCCCAGCUUCUGCAAGCUCAUUCUUGACGUUGGCAACUUUCUCAACUAUGGAAGUCACACAGGGAACGCAGAAGGCUUUAAGAUCAGCUCUCUGCUCAAGCUCACGGAGACUAAGGCCAACAAGAGCCGUAUAACCCUGCUUCACCACAUCCUGGAGGAAGCAGAAGCAAACCACCCAGAGCUGUUGGCACUGCCCGACGACAUUGAAAUCUGCGAGAAAGCAGCGGGAAUCAACCUAGAGUCGGUUCAGACUGAAGCAAAUGGCUUAUUGAAACGACUAACUGAUACUGCCAAGAAAGUGUCCAAUUCUGCAGAGGAAGUGAAGGAGCAGUAUACACAAGUGCUGGAGGAAAAUGUGGAGGCAUGUCGAACUCUGAGUGAAAGGUUCUCGGAGAUGGAGAAGAGGAGGAGUGAGCUGGCAGUGUAUCUGUGUGAAGAUGCCAAUCAGCUGUCGCUAGAAGACCUCUUUGGAACCAUCAAAACUUUUCGGCAACUCUUCAUCAGGGCUCUGAAGGAAAAUAAAUCGAGGAAAGAGCUGGCAGCCAAAGCAGAAAAGAGAAAGAAGCAGCUGGCGGAGGAGGAAUCAAAGAGGCAGAAGGGAGAGAAUGGAAAGAUAAUCAAGAGGGGUGUUGUGCCUCAAGAUGAUGGCUGCAUUGUUGACCAGCUCCUGGCUGAUAUCAGGAAAGGUUUCAGCCUUAGAAAGACCAGGCCCAGGUGCGAUUCGGGAACCCUCCCUUCUAAUGAAAUGCGUAGGGAUACCUGCCCGCCUGAGUCAAAUGUGAAGCCUGCAAAGUACGAAAACGCCGCUCAAGCAACCAUUUCCGCGCAGUCCUCCAGCCCUCAAGCUCCGGUCUGUACAGGAGACGGGACCAGCUUCAGCCGCCCGUCAGGAGAGGCUCCACAGGUAGACCCGAGGCCCGCAGAAACAGCCACGCAGACUCUGCCACGCCCAGGAAAUACAGCAAGCGCGCCCACUCAAGCACCCCCGUCAAAAUCAAAUGCAACCUCAACACCCAGCAAUCCAUCUACGCCGUUGGGGGAGGAAGCGAGCCGAAGUCUAGCUCCAGAAAACCAGGAGCUGUUUCUUCCGACGACGAAUGGGUAUGCGUUGGAUUCUAGCGAUUCGGGGAUCCUAAGUCCCUCCUCGCUCUCGGACGCAGACUUGCUCGAAGCGGUUUUGGAUGGAGGUUCGGAGAAGUUGCAGGAGCCUAAACACGAGAGUCCCAGAACAGAAAUUGCCAAAAGUUGUGAAGGCAUUAUGAAAAGCAAUGAUGCCAGUGGUGAUGCAAAAAUCAAUUUAUCAAAAACUGAAAAGGGGCUGGAGCAGGGGAGUGAAGAAUUUGAAGUUUUGGGUCUGGAUGAGGCAGAUGUGGCUCUGAAAAGCAAUAAGCCUGCAGUUGGCCAGGCUUUUGAUGUCCCUGAUGGAGUGGAGAUGGCUGAAGAGAUGGCCGAAGAGGUGCCUGCUCCAUCAGAACCCACAAAGCCUGAACCAAAGCGAAAAAACUUCUUUAAACGCAACAAUAAAAGUAAACAAGGUAACAGUGGGAAAGGACACGCUAAACAUAAAAAAGGCUGUGUUUUGAUGUGA
This is a messenger RNA of Knipowitschia caucasica, 3618 nucleotides long. Lineage: Eukaryota; Metazoa; Chordata; Actinopteri; Gobiiformes; Gobiidae. The record is from the annotation of a GenBank genome assembly.